AAAAAAAAAAAAAGAAAUGAAAACUGAGGGGACAGAGGGGACCUGAGGGUGGAUAGCACAGGAAGGGAUGGCUCACCCCUCUCAGCCAUCCCCAUGGGGCCCUGGUGUUGGGUCACACUUGGAUCCUGUCUGGAAUAGGAGUUGGGCUGGGCGCUGGUGCCCCUGGGGCCAGGCUGCCAUGAAUCCUCAGGCCCGGCUCUGGGACAGGGUGUAUUUGAAGAGCGUCACUGGGAAGGCCAAUGCCGUCUGUCCCCUGCCAGGCAGCUGGCAGGAUCUCUGGCCAGGCCUGGUGUGUCAGCAAUCUCAGACAGGGUGAGGACGACAAGGUUUUCCAUGGCCAGGGCCCGAGCUCAGAGCGGCAUGCGUCAGGGCCUGGGCCGAGUCCAGCAGGCUCUGGUCUUGGACGGAACUGGCUGCAGUCCUGCCUCUGACAGGGAGGUGGAGGCACGGGUGCUGGCAGACCCUCUGACACACGGGCACAGACACACGGGGCAGGGGGCUCCAUCCCAGCAGGAGGGGCCCAGGCUGAGGCCGCACUCCACCCUCGUCUGGCCAACCCUGGCCAGCGCUCCUGUCCUCAGUGCAGACGUGGGCGCUGCCCCUGAGGAGCUUGGUUUAUACGGGGAGAGCUGGCCAAGUCAUCAACACUGGACGGACAGCAGGAAAGGCGUGAGGACAGCGGCUCUGGAGGGAGGAGGAGCAGCCCGGCAGGCUUCCCGGAGACAGUGGCACCGUGCGCAGGGGGAGGUGUCCAGGGACCACGAACACUCCCAAAUUCCCAGGAAUCCCAGCCCCACUGACUGAACACUGGGGUGCAGUCACAGAGAAGAUGGCCUUGGCCUGGGGGUGGCAGCUGUGCAGGGGACCCCGUCCCCCACCACCGAUGGCAGGGGCCCUUCCCUCCCCCCAGACCAGCUCAGCCCCUGCCUCCCCUGGUCGGAAGCCACCUCCCCAGCCUGCUUGGAUCCUGGUACUAGAAGAAACCACUGCCGUGUUCCCACUUGGAUUGGGUGUUCAUGCCGUGUGAUGUUCGUGCCGUGUGGAUGCUGCUGAGGUGGGAACCCUGUGACGGACCAAGGCUCCAGUGAGCCACAGCGUGGCCGGGCAGAAGCAGAAGAGACCAGUGACCCCCACUCAACUCAGCCUCUCCUUCCUCCAGGGAGUGUCCUGGAGGUACCUGUCUGAGUGACAGGGAAGGGGCGGGGCCAGGAGCCAAGGCUGGAAGCUCAGCCCCACUCGGCCUUUGCAGAUGCUCUAGUGGGAGCAGCUGGCCUCAGGGAAGGGCUUAAAACUCCAGGAGAGCCCAGGCAGGUGCGGACGCGAGGGGAGUGGAGGGGAGGCCUCGCCUGGCCCACCUUCCUUCUGCCCUUCCACCAUGUGGCCCUUCCCGAACCGCUCUCUCUUCCCACCCCCCACUCAGGCCUGGCUCCAGACGGUCUCCUCAGACCCUGAGGCCCAGGGCUGGGGGGCCUGGAACGAGACCAAGGAGAUGGUGGGGCCAGAGGGUGGGGAAGAGAAGGAGGAGGAAGAUGAGGCAGAGGAAGACCAGGAUGGGGAUGCAGGCUUUCUGCUGUCUCUGCUGGAGCAGGAGAACCUGGCUGAGUGCCCAGUGCCUGACCAGGCUGCCCCGUCCCUGGGACCCCGGAGGAGAAGGUGGAGGCUGACCACAGAUCCGUCUACGUGGGCAACGUGGACUACGGGGGCUCCGCCGAGGAGCUGGAGGCCCACUUCAGCCGCUGUGGGGAGGUCCAGCGAGUCACCAUCCUGUGCGACAAGUUCUCUGGACACCCCAAGGGGUCAGUGUGGGGCCUGGUGGGGGCACUGGCCGUGCGGACAGGGCCCGGCCUCACCCCUCCCCUCCCUUCCCUGCCCUUUCCCUCAGUUAUGCCUACAUAGAGUUUGCCACCAAGGGCUCCGUGCAGGCCGCCGUGGAGCUGGACCAGAGCCUCUUCCGGGGCCGGCUCAUCAAGGUACUGCCGAAAAGAACCAACUUCCCUGGGAUCAGCUCCACAGACCGCGGGGGCCUUCGCGGACACCCAGGCUCCAGGGGGGCACCCUUCCCCCACAGCGGCCUCCAGGGCAGGCCCCGGCUCAGACCACGAGGGCAGAAUCGGGCCCGUGGAAAAUUCUCACCAUGGUUUUCACCGUAUUAAAGGGAAGGCCCGAUUUUGAGAGAGGGGCUGGGGGCUGGGGGCUGGGGGCUGGGGACGGGGUCAGGAGUAAACCACUUGUGCUCCAUCCUGGGGCUGGGGCAGGGAGUGGGGCGGGGAUGAGGCCAGAGGAGAGGGGUGUCCAGAGCAGCCGCUGGCCCCCUCUUGGCCGGGGGGUGGCCCAGUAGGGCCUUGUAUGGUGGCCCAGACCCACGGCCACAGCCACGAGUCACAGCCACGGCCCAGUGGUGGGCCUGGCAUGGGCGCCACGGGGAUCUAGGGGGCUCUGGAUGGUGAGGGAAGGGAGGGGCAGAGUCCCAGGCAGUGCCAGGCCAGCUUGGGGUUGGCCUGCUCGGCUCUUCAACUAAGUCAUUUUAAGAAAAAUAGAAACAUGUCUCUUAAUGGUGAAGCAUAAAUUAUUAAACUUGGGCACUUUUUAAAAGCAAA
Messenger RNA from Nomascus leucogenys (northern white-cheeked gibbon), 2597 nucleotides. RefSeq names its product PABPN1 like, cytoplasmic (gene PABPN1L). The record is from RefSeq and is a predicted model, not a curated record. Gene Ontology annotation, molecular function: RNA binding. The transcript has 7 exons. NCBI's taxonomy places the organism in Eukaryota, Metazoa, Chordata, Mammalia, Primates, Hylobatidae. The coding region runs from base 1376 to 2338 and encodes 320 amino acids.